CUAAACUGCACGUCUGCACACACAUGUAUAUCCUAUUAUCUUAGAUGCAAAAAAAAAACAAAAAAAAGUUUUCGAGGCCAUAUAGACGGAAACGGCGGUGGUAGUAAAUUUGACAAUACGAAAAUUACCGAACGUUCUUCGUGGCAGCGAUAACUUCUUCCACGGCUAUUACCUGUACCACGGUCAUUAUUAUUAUAAUUGUAGGUAGUAUUAUUUUCCCUCUUUUUCCGGUGGGCCGUUCAAAUGAUAUUAUUAUCCGCUCGAAGAACGCGCGCAGACACUGCUCGAGUUUCGUCGGCAGCACGUCCAUUCGCCAAAUAUAAUAUUUAUUUACUUUAGUACAGUUCGCGCAUCAUAACCGAUAGUAUUGAAACCUCGUACAAUCCGCAUGUGAUAUCGUCGUCAUUAAAAUUAUUUAGACGCUAUACUGCUGCUGCUGCUGUCGACGUUUUUAAAUCUAUUGGUGUGCUUACAUAUUAUACAACAAAACGUACCUACGCGAUCGACACGUAGAUACGCGAUAAAAUUUAAAUCGGCUUUACCCGAUUUUCCGUCUCGGCAGUCGCACCGCAUACGAACCACACGUGUUGUACUGGUAUUACAAUACUAUUAUGGACAGUCCUUGGUACAAAUCGACGGGUUCGUUGACGUGGGCGUUGACGAGGAAAAAGGCAGAUGUACCAAGCAAAGAAAAGAUCAACCAGGUAUUGACCUUAUUCGACUUGAUUGCAUUGGGCACCGGAUGGGGUGUCUACGUGUUGGUCGGAGCAGUGGCCAAUUCAAUCGCCGGCCCAUCCGCAGUCCUGUCCUUCGUCAUCACCGCUGUGGUGUCAGCGUUUUCCGGACUUUUUUAUGCUGAGUUAGCUGGCCGAGUACCCAAAGCUAGAUCUGCGUACAUCUACAGUUACGUGGCAGUUGGUGAGUUCAUUGCGUUUGUCAUCGGCUGGAUUCAAAUCAUCGAAUAUCUCAUUGGAACCGCCAGCUCGGCCAAGGCCAUGACCAAUUACUGCGAUUCUUUGCUGGGAAAUCCGCAGAAAAGAUAUAUGACAGAAUAUUUUCCCAUACACAUCAGCUUCUUGGGAAGUUAUCCCGAUUUUGCGUCAUUCGUGGUGAUCGUCAUCAUCGCGCUAUUGGUGGCUUGGGGUGUGCGUGAAUCGUCGUUUACCAACAACAUAUUUACCGCAUUAAAUCUGAUAACCGUUGGCAUCGUGAUCGUCACAGGGUUUUACAAAGCCGAUUACUCAAACUGGUCAAUUCCAAAAAGCGAAAUACCAUCCGAUGCCAAAGGCGGCGAAGGCGGAUUCUUACCAUUUGGAUGGGUCGGCGUAACAGCGGGAGCUGCAAAAUGUUUCUACGGAUUUAUCGGUUUUGAUUCGAUCGCCAUGACUGGCGAAGAAGCGAAAAACCCCAAAAGAGACAUACCACUUGCAAUCGUCGCGUCUCUGUUUCUUAGCACGAUCGCUUAUUGCGGCGUGGCCUCCGUUUUGACACUCAUGUGCCCUUACUAUUUGCAGGAUGCGGAUGCACCAUUUCUGGUCCUCUAUGGAAAUUUGGAUAUGCCGACGAUAAAAAUUAUAGUUACAGGUGGUGCGAUAUUCGCAUUGUGCACGAGUAUUUUGGGAACAUUAUUUCCACUGCCUUGUAUCUUGUACGCGAUGGCAAGCGACGGUCUGCUUUUCAAGUUCUUGUCGAAUAUCAACGCCACAACCAAGACCCCUCUGAUAUCCACGGUCGUUUGCGGACUUUUCGCUGGUACUUUGGCCGCCGUAUUCAAUCUUGACCAGCUCGUCGAUAUGGCGUCCAUUGGCACACUACAGGCCUACACGAUCGUUUGCAUUUGCGUGUUGAUAUUGCGGUACACCGACAACAGUCCGUCGAACCAGGACGACACAACGAAGUCGAAAGGUAUCACGGUUUUCACAUGGUUGAAUUGGUCGAACGCAAAAGUGCCGAACUUCGACACUCAAUACGUGUCAAGGGCGUUGAUAUUUAUAUAUAGUGUAUGUGCGUUUGUGUUUGGAUUAAGCUUGGCGAACAUGAAAUCACACUAUGGAAACACGAAGAACGUACUCAUGAUAAUAAAUAUAAUAUCAAUUUUGGUGUUGUUGGUUACAUUGUUCAUGCUGAGCAGACUUCCGACAGCUGUGGAAGAUCUAUCGUUCAAGGUACCUUUGGUUCCCAUCAUACCAUGUUUGAGCAUUGUACUAAAUGUUUACCUGAUGAUGGAACUAGAGUACAAGACUUGGAUAAGUUUCACAGUGUUGCUCAUAUGUGGAUUAUUGAUAUAUUUGUUCUACGGCAUCGGUCACAGUUUGGAAGGCAAUAAGCCAAAAAUUGACAUAAACACAAAUCAGAUCAAACUGAAACAAUCCAGUUUAUUGUUAGGAUAUUUGUAAAAUUACCCAUUAAUUUGAAUUAAUACCAUUGGAUUCCUCAUCUGUUUUGAAAAAUGUGUAUACUUAUAUUAGUGACUUAUAUUAGUAGGUACUUAACAAUAUUUAUAUUAGUAGGUACUUAACAAUAUUUAUAUAAUAUUUUUUAUUAACAUAUCCAAUAGUUAUUUUAUUUAUGUAACAGACGUAUACAAAUAAACAAACUUUAUAUUUAUAAUAAGCACUUUUAUUAAACUUUGACAUCCAGUGGCGAUCGAGUCACACGAUCACCACCCGGCUCUACCACUGGUGGUCAGUGGUAAUCGAGUCACACGAUCACCACUCACUGACCCCCUUCUGUCUUCACUUAUUCCUUAAAUAUCAAUUUUACAAUCGAGGCACUAUUGGUAGUAUCGAUAUUAAGUUUAACCUAGUUACGUUAUACUUACUGACUAUGCUUAAAAUUCUACUAAUUGUUAUUGUAUUACAUAAUAAUUGUUAUCUUAUCCUAAUUUAAUGGAAUGCAUAAUUGUUUAAAUGUUGUUACUUAGCUUAUUGAGUAUUGUAUGAUUUUAUUUGUUUUGUUUUGGUAUUUUACCUGUUACAUAUGAAUGUUUACUUAACCUAGUUAAUAGUUUUAAUUAUAAUAUUUUUUAUAUAUUAUGCAUGAUACAACAGAAAUCAUAAUCAAACGUAAUUGUUCAACAAAUAUAAUUAAUAAAUGUCAACAAUAUUUAUC
This is a messenger RNA of Metopolophium dirhodum (rose-grain aphid), 3111 nucleotides long. Its product is annotated as cationic amino acid transporter 2-like. Bases 612 to 2396 code for a protein of 594 amino acids. Gene Ontology annotation, biological process: transmembrane transport; amino acid transport. NCBI's taxonomy places the organism in Eukaryota, Metazoa, Arthropoda, Insecta, Hemiptera, Aphididae. Gene Ontology annotation, cellular component: plasma membrane. The transcript is spliced from 15 exons. Gene Ontology annotation, molecular function: amino acid transmembrane transporter activity. The record is from RefSeq and is a predicted model, not a curated record.